AUGGGAAAAUUGGUUUCUCAAAUAGCUAUUAAGUCAGAUGGAGAUGUUUUCCAUGAAAUAUUUAGAGAGAGACCUCAUCAUAUAUCAGGCAUGAGCCCUGCCAACAUUCAGAAAUGUGAUUUGCACGAUGGACAGUGGGGAACUGUUGGUUCGGUCAUCUACUGGAACUAUACCCAUGUCCCCUUUAGUCGAGGGUUUGAAACUCGAGUCGCCGGACGAAAGGAAAAUGGCAGUAUUAGUGUAACCGAAGCUUCUUGGUUGGUUUUGGAAGUUCUCUUAACUCCGGUUGGUGCUGUUUUAAAAAUUAGACAGAAAUUCUUGGUGUUGGACUGCCUGAGAAUAAUUGCUUCAAAGUUAAAAUGUGCUAAGGCCAUUGAUGAAUCUUGGCCAGAAACCUUAUCAGAAGCUAGGAAAACUGAACCAGAUGAACUGGCCUGA
Molecule: messenger RNA, 438 nt
Organism: Olea europaea var. sylvestris
Lineage: Eukaryota; Viridiplantae; Streptophyta; Magnoliopsida; Lamiales; Oleaceae
Product: MLP-like protein 28
Exons: 5
Coding region: 1-438 (145 amino acids)
Biological process (GO): defense response
Source: RefSeq, a predicted model, not a curated record